Messenger RNA from Effrenium voratum, 1107 nucleotides. NCBI's taxonomy places the organism in Eukaryota, Dinophyceae, Suessiales, Symbiodiniaceae. The record is from the annotation of a GenBank genome assembly.
AUGAAGGAGGGGAAGAAUGGCACCUUCUACCCGCCCUUCCCGGUCUUGGGCAUGGCCUCGGACGGCAGCGUCUUCGUGUCCUGCGGCGGGGGCGGGGAGAAGGCCGCCAAGGAGGUGCCCAACGUGGUGCAGGCGCAUCGAUAUGACGAGCAGACCGGCCAGAUGAGCACCAUUGCAUCGCUGGACACUGGCAAGAGCGUAGUGGUGGCGCUCACCUUCGCGGGGGGCGCCUUGUGGCUCGGCAGCUCAGGCGCUGGCUGCAAGGUGCUCACGCUCUCGGUUGAGAAGAACACCAUCAUGCAGCUCUGCGAGUGGACAUCCGAGGUUGAGGGGAAGGGGCCCAGCCAGAACAUCUCCAGGCUCUCGCCCUCCGGCGAGAUUGUGGCCUGCGGGGGCACGGACGGCGUAGUGCGCAUGUACGAGGCGGGGAAGUUGGACUGCGAGCCACCGCUGAAGCACAAGUGCGCGAAGAAUGACGAAGUGUUGGACCUAGACUUCUCUCCGGACAGCAAAGUCCUGGCCUCCUGCGAUCGAACUGGCUGCGCCCGGCUCUGGGACCCCGCGACGGGCGAGCAGACCAAGUGCAUUGACUUCAAGCAUGCUGGCACGUCAGUUGCCAUCCGCAUGUUGCGAUAUUUGCCUCCGCAGGAGGGCCAGCAGCAGUUCAUCGCAGCGAUGUCGGCCCCCCGCGGGCCAGCCUGCCUGGCUCUCUACAAUGGCGAUGGCUCGGUGGUGAAACAAGCGAAGCUGGACGAGAAGCCCUUGACGGCCAUCGCCUUGGACACCUCCGCCCAGAUGGUGGCGGUGAACUUUGUCACCGGAGGCAAGCGGGUCUACUCGGUGCCAGCUCUGCGAUGUCUCAAGAAGAUCGAGAAUGUCCACGACCUCCCGGCGCCCUGCGCCGCCUUCGUGGGCUGCACCGCAGUCUCGGGCUCCGGGGACCGAUCCAUCCACCUGCUCUCUUGCAAGAAGGGCAGCUCUGCGGGUGGCUUUACCUGCGGCAGCUGCCUGUAUUUGCUUUUGCUUGUGCUGGUCAUGGCAAUCGUCGCCUUCCUCCUCAUGCGCAUAGGCAUGAAAGGAGCGAUCUUGUCCGAGGGCGAGCUGUGA